Messenger RNA from Saccoglossus kowalevskii, 699 nucleotides. RefSeq lists its product as uncharacterized. Lineage: Eukaryota; Metazoa; Hemichordata; Enteropneusta; Harrimaniidae. Gene Ontology annotation, biological process: regulation of signaling; positive regulation of megakaryocyte differentiation. The record is from RefSeq and is a predicted model, not a curated record. Gene Ontology annotation, cellular component: cytoplasm.
AUGGCCGAGGUCCAGAUGUCAGCUAUGUCGGACACCAAGUCAGCCAAGGCAAAUUUGAAACAUCUCAAAAAGAGUGAGGGUAAAUUUGGAGUGGAAGGUGGACCAAGGGGUGAUAAUCUUUUUAUUUGGGAUGUAAAACUAAAUGAUUUUGAUCCUAAAACAAAGUUGGCAAAAGAUUUAAAAAUUUAUGCUAAAAAAUACAAAAAGACUGAAGCUAUUUCUUUGGAGAUGAAGUUUCCAAAAGAUUAUCCAAUGUCACCACCCUUUGUGCGGGUAAUAAGCCCAAGAUUUAAAUUCCUGACAGGUCAUAUCACCAUUGGUGGUAGUAUCUGUAUGCAGUUAUUAACUAAAUCAGGCUGGAGACCAGCUAAUGAUAUUGAAAGUAUAUUAAUUCAGAUACGAUGCGAGAUAAUGUCUGACCCGAAUGCACAGUUAGAUUACGAUGCUGAUAAGGAGUAUGACGAAGUGGCCGCUAGACAGGCAUUUGAACGAAUGGUGAUGAGGUAUGGAUGGAAUAAAUGACUGAAAUUACCACCAUGAUAAAACAAUUCACAGCGUCAACCACAUUCGCACAUGUGACCUUACAGAGUGACAAAGUUUGUUACCUCAUUGGAAGAAUCUCUUCAUUGGAUCUUGUUUGCAGUAUCUGGUAGUAAAGCAAAGUUUUAGGUUCAUCUUGGAUCAGGCUUUCCUUUCUGG